Camponotus floridanus (Florida carpenter ant) is the source of this 2646-nucleotide messenger RNA. Its product is annotated as glutamate receptor ionotropic, delta-2. Bases 73 to 2487 code for a protein of 804 amino acids. The transcript has 10 exons. Gene Ontology annotation, cellular component: membrane. Lineage: Eukaryota; Metazoa; Arthropoda; Insecta; Hymenoptera; Formicidae. The record is from RefSeq and is a predicted model, not a curated record. Gene Ontology annotation, molecular function: ligand-gated monoatomic ion channel activity.
UUCUUAGUAUGUGAUCGGUUGUCGUUACUGAGCCUGUUUCUUGAGAGAAUCACAAUAAAUAAUAUUUGAAUAAUGUCGAUUGUGCUUAAAGAAACAAAAUUUAUGCUAAUGAUAUUAACGGUAACUCACCUUGUCGCCAAACCUUGCAUUUUCACAUCACCAUUGACACUACAAUUGAUAUUAGAAUACGCCGAAUGGAGGUCUUGGGAUCAAGUGGUUCUUUUCGAUAAUAUCAGCCCAUUUAAUUGUGCCCUUAGUUAUGUCCGGCCGUUGAUUGAGUGCUUUGGUGAAAAGGGCAUCAGUGUGUCUUUACAAUCGGCAACAAAUCCAAAUAUACCAGAAGCUCUUACGAUUCCAACUCAUCGCAUCGGUUCUAUUGUACUCUUGGACGGACUCAAUUUAACAUCGCCUGAUAAUAUUAUUCAAAUGGCAUCUCAAAAAUUUCUAUUUAACUAUUAUAUCUCCUGGCUUAUGGUGACUACAAGAAACACCGACUCAACUAUCGACAUGGUUCUUCGAGAUUUAAAUAUUGGUAUCGAUAGUGAUGUCGUCAUAGCUACUUCGCCACUAUUAAAUGAUGCCGUCUCUUGGAAAUAUGCACAGAAAUAUCGAGAUAAAAUAUGUCGAUCUUUUCGACAUUACGGCGAUCGUUUCGAAUUUAUGGGACCAUCGAAACGACGUAAUGUCGAAAACGUCACGAUCAAUCUAAGCUACGCCACUUUAGAGAAUCGCUCAGUAUCGUUUUAUUUGAUGCAUACUUAUAAAAUACGUCAUUCUGACAAUACAAGUCUCAUUGUCCGAUAUCUCGGUUUCUGGAAUCCGGAUUCUCACACCCUCAAACCGCCAAUAAACGUGAAGCUAAGAAGCGAUUUUAGGGGUCUUCCUAUUAUUUUUGGUAUAUUGAAUGGAACCAAUGAUGGGCAGACAGAUAUUGCAGAAACAGAAGCUACUGCUAAUGAUAUCGCACCGCUUUUGGACUUUGCUACUAUUGUUACCAACAGCGUAAAUGCUAGUAUCGAAUUGAUACCGCAUGAAAAGCUUGGUACGUUAACUAACAAAAUAUGGAGCCAUCUUCUCGGUGAUGUUGUGGCAGGUACUGUUGACAUUGGUUUGGGAUAUAUAACGUCGAAUGAUGAGGAACGUUGGACGGAAAUGACAUUCAGUCAUCCUCUGAUACGUUACAUGAGAAACAUUUAUUAUCAUCCAUUGGAGACCGGCACGAUGAGGGAUAUAUUUCUGCAACCAUUCGAUAACCGAUUGCUCGGUUGCGUCGCGGCAACAUAUUUUAUAAUGUUAAUCGCAAUGGCGACGGUGAUUUACGCCACAAAAACGAUUUUGCAUAAGGAGGAAAGAUAUAUUGGAAUCGGGGAAUCUGCUCUUUGGUGUUUGAGUAUCAUGUGCAUGCAAGGGUCACCUUGGAGUCCUCGAACCCCAUCUGGAAAGACUCUGCUAUUAUUCAGUCUUAUAUUCUCUCUCGUAAUGUACAAUGCCUACGCCGGCUUCAUCACGUCCAUAUUAUCGGUACAGGUCACUGGAAUCAAAUCAAUCACGGAUCUUCUCCUUAAUAACUUCAAAUUAGGAUACAGUGUCGCCGACGAUACAUAUAUAAGAAAUGCGAACGACAGUAAUCUCCGUCAAUUGUAUAUAAAGGCAUUCAAUAGUCGCGAAUCUCGCUUGGAAACAAGAACCGGACUUAUGAAAGCUGUUAAAGGACGAUACGGAUUCUUUGUCAGCGCGACUCUUGCACGACGAGCUCUCAGAACAACUUUUAUACAAGAGCGAUGUAUCUUGAAAGAGCUAUUACUUCCACAAACGCUUACAGUCGUCGCACUUCCUAUGGCCAAAAGUUGUCCAUACAGGAAGAUCAUCAAUCUCAAUAUAUUACGUAUAUAUGAACGUGGCGUCUUGGACAAAAUACAAGAACGGAUGUUGCCGACGAUGCCGCGAUGUGCGGCAUCAGCGGCCUUUCAUAGCGCAAGACUUACAGACGUUUAUUCCGCAUUUUUCCUUCUAACGGCAGGUAUACUCAUAGCGAUUUCCAUCGGAAUCAUCGAGAGGAUAUGGAACAAACGAAAACAGAUGCAUAAGACUAUUGUGCGCAGUCUACGCGAGCAUCAUUUGAUACCGCAUAUUCAUUUCCAUCAUCAUCGUCGUGAUCACGAUCGCUUCAACCCUCAUCUUCAUUCUCAUGCUGCUCUUCUAACCAAUAGAUUGCGUGGCUACGAUUCCACGUAUUUGACAAUGUUGCAGAAUCAAGCUCGUCAAUUACAGUCGUUCGUCGGUUUUCAAGAGCGCGACACAUCUCCUGAAAAAUCGAAAGGCCCGGGUCUGAGGCCGCGUUUCCAUAUACGAAGAUCGGUCGGUCCUAAAAGAGCGUCUUGGUCUUCCUUCUCGGGCUUAUCCAAAAAGAAAGUAAGAUCGAUCGAGAAAAUCCUGCCGACUUCGAAUGUGGAAACCAUUCUUAGAACCCAGGCCUUUCACAAUUAAUUGUCCUUUUGUCGUCUCAAAAUCUUUUAAGAGUUAUAGAAAUCUAAUUUUACUCUAAAAAUAAUUAUUACGAUGUCUAUCAUAUUUCAAGAUAAUUCUUCAGCUCCCGUCAAGAUAAUUCUUCACAUCGCAUCAUACAUCGCGUCUCUUGAAAGCGUU